Trypanosoma theileri is the source of this 1032-nucleotide messenger RNA. RefSeq lists its product as uncharacterized. Gene Ontology annotation, molecular function: ubiquitin protein ligase activity. Bases 1 to 1032 code for a protein of 343 amino acids. Gene Ontology annotation, biological process: protein ubiquitination; ubiquitin-dependent protein catabolic process. NCBI's taxonomy places the organism in Eukaryota, Euglenozoa, Kinetoplastea, Trypanosomatida, Trypanosomatidae. The transcript has a single exon. The record is from RefSeq and is a predicted model, not a curated record.
AUGGUCUUUCAAUGGUCAGGUACCAUAAGUGUGUAUGCUAGUAGGUGUACCAGUGAACCCAUUUAUUAUGAAUCGGAAUGUCUUGAUAUGCCCGAGUGUGCGUGGUGUUGCGAGUUGCCUGUGGGUCGUCAAUGUCUUCCCAGACGAGGUUCAAAUUCCAUACAUUCAAAGUGUACCAGUAAAGCCAUUCUUGACGAUUGGAAUUCCACAUGCAGUGACUUGUGCCCUACUGGAGAUGGGGACUGUAAAAAAUGUGAAGUAAAGAAUUGGUGUUACUUCUGCAUCAGUUCAUUAACGUGUCAGGCCCCAUACGCGGAGUGCCCUGGGAACAGUGUGAUUCAGUCCUGUGAUAUGAUGAAGAAACAGACGGAUGAAAAUAUGUAUUACUUUGAAGUUAUCACGGCUGUGGGAGCCGCGUUGUGUGGGGCGGCACUCAUCGCUUCAUUAAUUCUCUUGGGACUUCGCGUGCGCCAGAGAAUACGAGAGAGUCGACCAAGUCUCACGGAGGAGUCUGUGGCACUUCUAAAUGAUAACACACAUUCUCACGAUCAUGACAUUAAUCGAAAUAACCACAACAAUAGAAGUGAUAAUAAUAAUAAUAAUAAUAAUAAUAAUAAUAAUAAUAAUAAUAGUAGUAGUAGUAAUAAUAACAGAAACAACGCCGGUAGCAAUGUUGCAGCUGGAACCUCAGCAACAAGAGAGGUGGUGGAUACUACAGUGAAUACUACCACCGCAGCUGCAACCUCACGUGCAGUGUCUCCAACUAGGAACAGAGAAAAUGCCGAGGUGUACUUAACUCCACGCUCAACCAAAAUAAGUACUGGAGAAGAUGAAGGCGUUUGUUUUCUUUGUCUUGAUGCCAGUUCAACAGUAACAUUUCUUCCAUGUUAUCAUACUUGUUGCUGUGAGGAAUGUAGUAACAAGUUACGUCCAACACGUGGAGACGUUUUGACAUGCCCUUUCUGUCGUACGAAGAUCGUCUCUAUGGUGAGCCUUCAUAAUAUUUUGCUCCAGGCGAGUUCAAAGUCGUAA